AUGUCCAGUCUUGAGGAUUUCUUUGCCAAGAAGGACAAUAAAAAGUGUAAAAAAAAAACGAAUUACUUGGCCACUGAUGAGUUGUACAAAACGCUGGAGGAAUCGGCAAAGCUGACCACAGAGGGUGAUCCGGACGAUCUUGGUGAGGGUCCUACGGGUUCGGGAUCGGGAACCAGCGGAUCUGGAUCUGUGAAGCCCUUGGAGUUCGGCAUCCGAUUCUCGGACGAAAGCGUUGACGACGAGGAUGAGUGGUGUGAUUUCACCGAAGAGAAUCGCAUGCAAUAUACGAGCUCUCGCCGUAAUAUUCAGAUGACUCUCAGCUCUAUGGUUUUGUCUCAAUUUUCCGGCGGCGGCGAGCUUAAAGGUCAGGACUCCGAGCAGCGGGACACUGGCGGCGAUGGCAUGGACGUGGGUCAGGCAGAUGGCUUGUCCAAUACCCCAUGUCCCUGGCAAAAGUUGGAGAUGCAACCCCACAAGGAACCGAAGGAAGAUCAGAAGAUCAAGGAGCAGCCGAAGAAGGAAGAACAGCCACCGGAGGCUAAGAACCAAAUCUACAUUCCCCCUGCUCUGCGCCAGAGCCAAGGUGACUUCAAUCAACGCCUCCAGGGGGAGAACCGUCUGCGCAAACCCCACGGCAAGAAGUCUGGAAAACCCCAAGCCCCGGAUCUCAACAGCCCCGAAUAUUUUCCCAGUCUUAGUGGCCCCAAACCAUUCAAACACACCAAGUAAUUGAGAUCCAAUGUUUCCAGUUACCGUUUCUGUUCAAAUUUAACUGAGAUCAUUUCUUUCUGGGCGGUCUGACACGAAACCUCGCCCCAAAUAAAAAUGAAAGCAUA
This is a messenger RNA of Drosophila subpulchrella, 836 nucleotides long. RefSeq names its product protein CDV3 homolog. Gene Ontology annotation, cellular component: cytoplasm. The record is from RefSeq and is a predicted model, not a curated record. Lineage: Eukaryota; Metazoa; Arthropoda; Insecta; Diptera; Drosophilidae.